Molecule: messenger RNA, 3387 nt
Organism: Plasmodium vinckei vinckei
Lineage: Eukaryota; Apicomplexa; Aconoidasida; Haemosporida; Plasmodiidae
Product: ATP-dependent RNA helicase DHH1, putative
Exons: 1
Coding region: 1-3387 (1128 amino acids)
Molecular function (GO): nucleic acid binding; ATP binding; RNA helicase activity
Source: RefSeq, a predicted model, not a curated record
AUGAAUAAGGCCAAACUGAGUUUGAGGGACUUAAACAAACUGUUGGUGGAUCCUGAAAAAGAUGAAAAUGGAAAAGAAAAAGAAUUUCAAGAGCUUAGUGUUCCUGAAGAAGUUAUAGAUAGUUUAAAAAAAAUGAAUAUUAUAUAUCCAUCCAAAAUACAAUGUAUAACUAUAAAAAAAGCAAUUCAUAAACAAAAUUUAAUUAUACAAUCUAAAAAUGGGACAGGAAAAAGUACGUCCAUAUGUAUAAUAUUAAUAUCACAUAUAGUGAAAAAAAUACAUAAAAAUAUACUCAAAGAAAAUUUCAAAAAUUUUUUAAACGAUAAUAAAGAAGGUGAAAAUAUAAUAAGUAUAAAUGAUAAUUAUUGUGAGAAUAUUUUUUUAUUUUCUUUUUUUUUUUAUGGAGUUGUUCUUGUUCCCACAAGAGAAUUGUGUGUACAAAUAAAUGAUACGAUUCAAAAAAUUUCAAAAAAUUUAAUUAUAAAAAAAGAUAAAGAAUUAGAUUCUUUAAAUAAUUUUGGGGUUAUAGACAAACAUGUAGAAAAUAAUUUUACUUUAAAAAUACAAUCCAUAAUUCUUUAUGGAGGGACUGAUGUAUACGAAAAUAUAAAGGAGUUGUUUUUAAAGUAUCCUCAAAUUAUUAUUUCAACUCCUGGAAGAUUAAAGCAUGUUUUAAGGAUUUUUCAAAAUGGCAACAUUGAAUUGGAUAAUGUUCAUCUUUUUCAAAAAUCAAGUCCUAGCAAAAUAAAAAUAUCUUAUUUAAAACUAGUGAAUCUAUUAUUAAAAAAAUUAGUUAUAGAUGAAGUUGAUGCAUUAUUAGAUGAACAAUUUGAAGAGCAAAUGAAAAUUAUAUUUACAUUAUUAAUAAAUCCAAAGAUCCAAAUUUUAGCAUAUAGUUCUACUUUUAGUGAAUUCACAAUUGAGACCUUUAAAAGGAUGGUAGCAUAUAUAGAUAUUAGUUAUGUUGAUAAAGCGAAAAAUUGGUACAGCCAAACUGGCAUAGUUGCUACCAAUCCAGUUUUAGCUAGUGAAGAGCUUAAUCAAAAUAAAAGCAUACAAAAAAAUAAUGCAAGUUUUUGCCAUCCUACCGAUCAAAAUGUAGAGACAGACUAUUCUUCCAAACAAACAAUUCACAAUGACAAUAUUCAGAAAAUUGUAGAUGAUAAAAUUGAUGAUGAAAUAAAAGGGAAAGUAGUUAGUGAAGAUAAUUUACUAGCUAAAAGAUGUAUUAAAACAGCUAUUAAUAAAAAAAAAAAAAAAAAGAAAAAAAAAAAAAAUGCAAAUAUAAAAGAAAUAGAAAAGAACAUACUAAACCAAGAAAAUGUAAAAUAUUUUAUUAUUGAAAAAAUGAAAAAAGAAAAAAAAAAAAUAGACAUAUAUUCUUCGAGAAAGAGAGAAUUUAAAAUUUGUCAAACCUGCACAUCAGUAAUUUUAAUGCAAGAAAAUGAAGCAAAAAAAAGUUCUAAACUUGAUUCACCAAUAUUAAUGAAUAUAAAGCAUUGUUUCAUUACUAUUAAUAAUGAAAAUAUAAAUAAGCAUGAAGAAUUAAAAUAUAAAUUAAAAGUAUUACUUAAAAUAAUAAAAGAAAUAAAAUUUGAGCAAUGUUUCCUUUUUAUAAAUAAUUCUUAUGAAGGUUUACAAAUAACUAAAAUGAUGAAGAAAUAUAAUAUAGAUUGUUAUUAUACAAGUUCUAAAGUUGAACAUAAUGAGAGAAUACAAAGUUUUAAUAACUUAAAAAAAAAUAAAAUGAAAAUUGUUAUAUGUACUGAUGUUAUGAGUAGGGGAAUAGAUAAUAUUGUGUGUGAUCUUGUUAUUAAUUUUGAUAUACCUUAUAGUAAAGAAAUAUAUAUUCAUAGAUCAGGAAGAUGUGGAAGAUAUGGAAAUAAAGGACUUUGUAUAAGUUUGUGUAAUUAUACAGAUUAUAAUUAUUUAUAUUAUUUUAAAUAUACUCUAAAAUUAGAGGUACACGAUUUUUAUUAUUUAUCUUCUUCACAAAAUUCAGCAAAAUCUAUCAUUACAAAUGUUUCUAAUAAAAUUGAAAUUCAACCAACUACCACACACACACCCAAACAAGUUUGUAAUUAUCCUGACAAUAAAAUAGGAUCACUUAAAGAUAAAACAAUUUGUAAUGCAUUUCCUAUAAAUAAUAGUGAGACUAACAAAUGGAGUGCAUUUGAUUUUUAUUCAAAUUCGAAUAUUUUAAAAAAAUUAAUAGGAGAAAAUAAUAUUGACAAAGGAGAUCAAACAGAAGAAAGAAAAUGCCGAGAAAAAAACUUUUUUAAAAUAAAUAUAAAAGGGUUUUAUUCGAAAUUUGUUAAUACUUUAAAAAAUUUUAAUACAAAAGAUGAAAAUGUAUAUUUAAAAAUAUACUUUAAAAAAUUAUUAACAAAACUUAAAAUAAUAAAAAAUGAGAUUAGCUACUUUUUUUAUUUUCCAAAUGAUAAUAUACAUUUUUUUAAAAGUAUAAAUAUAAUUGAACAUAAAUCCAAUUUAAUAUUAUAUUUUACUUUUACAAAAAAAAUCAAAAUAUAUUAUACAACCUAUUUAGAUAGAUUAAAAGGAAUGACAAAUAUAAAAGAAAAAAAAUAUCGUUACACAAAUUUUUGUAUGCUUUUUUUUAGUAAUUCAAAUAGUUAUAUGGUUUUAAAAAUUUAUUAUGCCUUUCUUUUCUUUUUCAAAUACUAUCGAUAUCCACUUAAAGAUUUGCUUUCUUCGAUGCCACUUAUGUGUGCAAAUACAAAGGAACCACAAAAUAAAAAAAAUAAAACAGACAAAUUUAUGAGCACCGGAGAAACAAACUUCAAACAAUUUAAUUAUUCAUCAGACAGCUUUUUACUCCUUUAUGAUGAAAUUAGUAAAUGGAAUAAAAAAGAAAACCAAUUGUUUGGUAAAAAAAGUGGAUAUAAUACUGAUCAAAAUUAUGAUAAUGAUGAAAUUAUUUACAUGAACAAGCAAGGGAAAAUAAUAGACAAAGGGGCUAACUAUGAUAUUAGGUUUUUUUCACAAUUUAUAUUUUCUUCAAAUAAAAAAAAAAAACGAAAAUAUCUUAUUGAAAAUAUAGAGAAAAAUAUAAAUGAUAAAGAAUAUUCUUCUGAUAAUAUUGAUUAUAAUAUUUUAAACAAAACAGAAAAUGUAACAUUCAAUACACUAUUAUUUGAGGAUGCUAUUAAUACUGUAAAUAUUAGUGCAUAUGAAAAAAAACAGCUAGCUUAUUUUUCCUCUCAAUGUGAUAAAAUAGAGUGUAUAAAUAAUGAACAAAAAAUAAUUGCAAACUUAAAUAGAUUAAUAAAUUCACAAAUAUUUCUCAAUCUAAAUUAUAACGAAAAUUCGAAUUUAUUGAAAAGUGUUUUUUUGCAAAAUCAUAUACAAUUGUGCAAUGGUUUUUAA